Molecule: messenger RNA, 351 nt
Organism: Lindgomyces ingoldianus
Lineage: Eukaryota; Fungi; Ascomycota; Dothideomycetes; Pleosporales; Lindgomycetaceae
Exons: 5
Coding region: 1-351 (116 amino acids)
Source: RefSeq, a predicted model, not a curated record
AUGCUAUGUCUUAACAAAGCUAAAAGAGCUGCCUGCUUGCGUGCUGCUGCUCUGCGGGGCCGCGCUGCCCGCAAGCCCGCGCCCACUACCCCCCGCCGCGCUGCGCCCACCACCCCCCGCCGGCCUACGCGUAUCCGCAAGCCCGCGCCCACCACCCCCCGUCGCCCUGCGCCCACCACCCCCUGCCAGCCUCCCCCUAGUGCGCUCCGCGCGCAGUCCUGUCUAGGCUGCAUAAAGAGUGCGCUUACAGGGCGCUCUAGUAAAAAGCACAGCUGCCUGCCCCUUCCCCCUGUUGCUGUUGUCUAUGCGCAGCAGUUUGUUGCAGCGCUUAUUGCAAAGGAUAAGCAGUAA